AAAGUGAAAAUCCUUGACAUCAAAAUCAAAAUCACAAGAUAAAAAAGAGUUGGAAAAUCCCUCUCCUUGUUAAGACUUACGAGUAGUUCUUAGUUCCUCACUUCUCCCAACUCCAUUUCCUUCAUUAGUUCACCCCCAAAUAAUUCCCUAGAAUAUUUAGGCAUCCGACCCAGGUUUUAGCAAAUUCAUUGCAAAAUCAAGAUUGCAAUUCCCUAAAGUUUCAAAGAACAAUGGUGGGAAUCAUGGCGACUGAUUGUGGAGAUAAGAUUAGAAGUCUCAUUGCCUCAGUUACCUUCGCUGCUGAUAACCCUUCCAAGUUUCAAAACCUUCAUCAACUUAAGCACCAAUUGUUGAAGAGUGUUCAAGAUUCUUCUAUCUCUUUAUCUGAUUUUCUUCCUUCCUUGUUGAAGCUCCUGUCUGAUGAUUUUAGCCCUGUUCGUAAAUGCAUCUCUGAGGUGAUUGGUGAAAUUGGGUUGAAGCAUUUGGAGUUUUUACCAGAAACUAUACCUGCAUUGUUGACUGUUGUGGAUGAUGAUACUCCAGCUGUGGCUCGGCAAGCUAUUACAUCAUGUACUAAUAUAUUCUGCUGCACUCUGGAGAAAAUAGCAAUUCAGGGUCUACAUGAACGCAAAUUGGAUGAUUUGCUUGAGUCCACAUGGGAGUGGAUGCUGAAGGUAAAGGAAAAGAUCUAUACAAUUGCUUUUGAGUCUGGAAGUGAUGGGAUACGAUUAUUGGCACUGAAAUUUGUUGCAUCUAUCAUUCUCAUUUAUACACCAGAUCCCAAUGGUGGUACUGAGCCGCCAACUCAUCCGAUUAGUGAUAGUGAUGAUAAGGUUGUAGGUAAAGAAAUGGGAUUCAAUAUAUCAUGGCUCCGUAAAGGGCAUCCUUUUCUCAAGCUUGGAGAACUAUCUGUUGAAGCUACUCAAAGCUUGGGAUUAUUGCUUGGUCAACUUCGCUUACCUAUGGUGAAAUCCCUCAGCACAUCGAUGAUGGUUGUGCUCAUUAAUUGUUUGUCAGCCAUCGCAGUAAAGAGACCCUCUUUUUACGGACGCAUUCUUCCAGUUCUCCUGGGUCUGGAUCCUUCAAAUUCUGUUGUAAAGGAAUUGCAUGCUUAUGGAGUUCAAAAUGCUUUGAAGACUGCAUUUCUCUCGUGUUUGAAGUGUGCACACCCUAGUGCUACCCCGUGGCGGGAUCGCUUACUUGAUGCUCUCAGGGAAAUGGGUGUUGGAGAUUUGGCAGAACAGGCCCUUGAAAGAGUGUCCAAUAUCAAUGGAAAUGUGAAGCAGGAAACACCUAUAUCAAUUGUUAAGGAGGAGCUGGCGCUUGAACACCAUGAUGCAGCUCAUACUAAGGUGGGAAGGAAAAGAUCUAGUGACAUGGAUGUAGGUAACAGAAAUGAAGAUGAUGAUACCCCUGGAAAACGUGCCAGAUCUGUGCAUAUUGUAUCUGAGGAACUGACCGAUAAGUCCAAUAUUCCUUAUAAAGCUGUUGAAGUUAAACCUGAUACAACUGGAAAAGCAAAUAUUUCUAAUGAAGAUGACUCAGCUCCCGUGCGACAUCUUAUAGGGCUUUUUGGGGAUUUGGUUGCUCAAGGUGAAAAGGCUGCUGCAUCUUUGCAGAUUCUUAUAUCAGGUAUCUCUGCCGACUUACUUGCAGACGUGGUGAUAGCUAACUUGAGAAACUUGCCUUCUACUUGCCCCAUGAUUGAGGGAGAUGAGCUUCAAGCAAAUAUAGGUUUGCAGCAAAGUAGUGUGGAUACUGAAAGUCCCUUCAGACAAAUUUCAUCUUUUUUGACAAAUGCCUUCCACUGUAGCGAUUCUGAACAAACCUCAGCAAUGGAUGCUAAACAACUAGUGUCAUAUGACAUUGAGCAUCCAGUUCUACAAGAUUCACAUGCUAUGGACAUUGCUGAUAAUAAUGUGGCAUGUACUGUUUCAAACAAAUCGACGGAGCUUGUCGAUUCAGAUAUACCGUGUGCUGUUGUUUCUGAUAAUCUUUUGGAAAUACCCAAGGUUUCAGCUGGUACCUCUGAGUUGCAAGACGUGGGACCCACAGAUACUGCCAUUCCAGGCUUGGAUAAUGCUCAUAGGGUUGGACUGCGUGAUUUUGUUGCUUCUUCGUCAUUAGCCUCCACAGAUUUGGAUGAUGGGAGCCAAGAUCAAGCUACCAGUGUUGGGAGAAGAUCUAUAGCAGAAUCACUUCCAUCCGUGUCGACUGAGAAGUCUGAGGAACUUAGCUCCAGAGCUGCUGCAGUUGAUGCAAACAUUGGAAUGGCCUCCACAGCAACUUCACUAGUUUCACUUCACAAUUUUGUCUUGCCUAAGAUGUCAGCACCUGCUAUAGAACUUUCUGUUGAAGACAAUGAUGCGCUUCAAAAGCUGGUCUUUUUACGAAUUGUGGAAGCAUACAAGCAGGUUGCGGUUUGUGGAGGUUCACAGCUUCGAUUUUCUUUACUUUCUUAUUUGGGAGUUGAGCUAUCGUUGGAGCUGGAUCUUUGGACAUGUCUACAAACACACAUAUUGUCGGAUUACGUAAUUCACGAGGGACAUGAGAUGACCUUGCGUGUCCUCUAUCGGCUGUAUGGGGAGGCAGAAGAAGAGCGCGACUUUUUUUCUUCGACAACUGCUACUUCUGUAUAUGAAACGUUUCUUCUUAAAGUGGCAGAAACACUAAAAGAUUCUUUUCCGGCAUCGGACAAAUCCUUAAGUCGAUUGUUCAGUGAAGUUCCAUAUCUUCCCCAAUCAAGUCUUAAACUAUUAGAAAGCUUAUGCUCUCCUGAGAUUGGAGAUAAAGAAGAAAAAGAACUGAACAGUGGAGACCGGGUCACUCAAGGUCUUAGUGCUGUGUGGAACUUGAUAAUGCUGAGACCAACUUUGCGCGAUGUACUGUUGAAAAUUGCUUUGCAGAGUGCAGUUCAUCAUAUGGAGGAAGUGCGUAUGAAGGCAAUACGUCUGGUUGCAAAUAAGUUAUAUCCUUUGUCGUCAAUUUCCCUGCAAAUAGAAGAAUUUGCAAAGGAGAAGCUGCUAUCUGUGGUCGAUUCACUUGAUUCUGCUACUGAGGGCACUGAAAAUUCUAAUAUUCAAUGGAAAAAGAAUACUGAAUCAGUGUUGGCUGCUAAAGAUCAAAUGUCGGGGGAAGUAAUGGCUACAGACCCCUCUGCGCAUACUUCCCAAUCUUGUUCCCCUGGAAGUAUUGCUGACACUUCUGUGUCUGAUGCACAACGAUGCAUGUCACUGUAUUUUGCCCUGUGUACUAAGAAACAUUCUCUUCUUCGUCAAAUAUUCAUCAUUUUUAGAAGCUCGCCGGAGUCUGUGAGACAAGCUGUUCAUAGCCACAUGCCUAUUCUUAUUCGGACUAUGGGUGCAUCACCAGCCCUUCUUGAGAUUAUCUCUGAUCCCCCUGAUGGAAGUGAGAAACUUCUGAUGCAGGUUUUGCAUACUCUCACGGAUGGCAGAGUUCCUUCAGCAGAAUUGAUUUCUACAAUUAAGACACUUUAUGAGACCAAGAUAAAGGAUAUGGAGAUUCUGUUUCCAAUAUUGUCUUUUCUACCGAAAGAAGAGGUGUUGAGGGUCUUUCCUCACGUUAUUCAUCUCCCACAAGAGAAGUUCCAGGCUGCUCUUGCACGCUUGCUGCAGGGGCCAACUCCUUCUGGGCCUGUGUUAACACCAUCAGAAAUCUUAAUUGCUAUCCACAGCAUAGAUCCUGAUAAAGACGGAAUCCCUUUGAAGAAGGUUACUGAUGCAUGUAAUGCUUGUUUUGAGCAAAGACAAAUGUUCACACAGCAAGUGAUUGCCAAAGUUCUGAACCAGCUGGUUGAACAAAUUCCUCUUCCAUUAUUGUUCAUGAGAACAGUUCUACAAGCAAUUGGUGCUUUCCCAGCUUUGGUGGACUUCAUAAUGGACAUACUUUCUCGGCUUGUAAGCAAGCAGAUAUGGAAAUACCCGAAGUUAUGGGUAGGAUUCCUCAAAUGUGUGCAAUUGACACAGCCACAUUCUUUUAUAGUGUUGCUUCAGCUACCACAAGCUCAGCUUGAAGCUGCUCUGAAUAAAAUUCCAGCACUGAAGGCACCACUAGCUACGCAUGUAAACGAACAGGACAUAAAAUCUACACUCCCGAGGUCUGUUCUUAUGGUACUUGGCAUCGCGUCUGAAUCUCAAGCUCCAAGUCAGUCACAAUCAGGCCAACCGGAGGCUGGUGGGGAUGCAGUUAGCUCUGAUAAGGAUGUUGUCACAGAGAAGAGUAAAGAAGCAUCUGGUGGGAGUGGGAGCUAACAGACAUGAUGAACUUGGGUAUGAAAACCGUCCUCCCGUAUGAGUAUGCAUGAAAUUGCUGUUGGCAAAUUGUCAACUAUAAGACUUGUCAUAUAUAGAGAUAUUAUGAAAGCGAUCUUUUGGGUUGGACUUUAUGAAGACUUCAUCAAAAGAAAAUCGGAAUGUGAUGUGUGAGUUGUCAGUGCGAAUGUCCAGUAUCCUCCAUUGCAAAUGGGCUUAGGAAGGCUGAUAAAGGAGUACAAACAGUGUGUUAUGGGAGUUUGUCCCCUCUUAAUUAUGGAGUACAGGAGACGAUACUACCGUCCCUUGUAUUGUUGAUUAGUUGUAAACUUGUACCUUCUACCUAAAAUUAUCGAAAAGAUAAAAAGGCAUUUCACAAUAUGUAUUUUCUAAUGCAGCGGUUGUAAUUUUCACUUAGUUUUGCUUGUUCUACUCCACAUAAUUUACAUGGAAGAAAUCUUAUGAGUAAUUAAUUUUACUAAUUGGUGUUAAAAAGUACUUCAUAAUACUGGGUUGAUUGAGUUCAUGUUUUAUAAGAUCGUUCCGUGUAGCGAAUCAGGAUAGAUAAAAUUUUGUUGAUAAACCAAAACCGAAUCCAAAAGGUAGAGACCAACAAUCUUGAAUUACCUUAAUCUUGCUAUAAGGUAUCGUCUUUGGCUCCUUGCCUUUAUGCCUACCGACUUGGUUGAAGGAAAUUGUAUACCCACCAAAGAGUGAAAAUUUGAAAAAAAAAAAGACAA
Molecule: messenger RNA, 5011 nt
Organism: Amaranthus tricolor (Joseph's coat)
Lineage: Eukaryota; Viridiplantae; Streptophyta; Magnoliopsida; Caryophyllales; Amaranthaceae
Exons: 28
Coding region: 231-4271 (1346 amino acids)
Source: RefSeq, a predicted model, not a curated record